UGGGGGAGGGCUAGACCGUGGCUCAGGUGGCUAUCCCUGAACAUCACUUGAUGGCGUGGUUCACCAACGAGAAGGUGGCGUCAAAACUGACUUUAAAUCUCCAAUGAUUGGCGCAACGGAAAGAUACCCGAAUGGGGUGACAUGCUGGCGCUUCUGCUCUGCAAAUAACGUUUCGGGCAUAACCCAGGGAGGAUUUGCCAGGUAGAGCUGGGUUGAAAGCAGAAACAUUGCGGUGCUCAGUCCAGGAGCAAACAAAAGACGAGACACGGACAACACGAGCAAGGUCGAUGUAUUGGCGACACAGGGACAGCGGGGGGCGCACUGGUCCGGUUGCGCCUCGCUGGUACAGCUCAGUUACAAACCUGCCUGCGGGAGAGCUGAUGCGGUUCAGGAAUUAAGGUCCCGAGUCUCUGACCAGGGGCUUCAGCAGAAGAGAACCCGAGUGUCGAAAGAUGCUGGACGGCAUAAAAAUGGAGGAUCACCCGUUACGUUCAGGUCCUGCUACCCUGGGAAUGCUACUGGGUUCUGACUGUAAACAUAAAGAAGUAUGUGACGGUUGUCAAAGACCUAUCGAAGAUCGCUUCCUGAUGAGAGUGAAUGAAGCUUCCUGGCACGAACAUUGUUUGCAGUGUACCGUGUGUCAACAGCCUCUCACCAGGAGCUGUUAUUUCCGAGACAGGAAACUUUACUGCAAACACGACUACGAACAAUUGUUUGCCACGAAAUGCAAUGGUUGCAUGGAGAAGAUAGCACCGACAGAAUUUGUGAUGCGAGCUUUAGAAUGCGUUUACCAUCUGAGCUGUUUUUGUUGCUGUGUUUGCGAAAGACAACUGAGGAAAGGUGACGAGUAUGUUUUGAAAGAGGGGCAGCUGCUUUGCAAAAGUGACUAUGAGAAAGAAAAAGAACUGCUGAGCUCUGUUAGCCCUGAUGAUUCUGACUCAGUGAAAAGUGAUGAUGAAGAUCUUGACAUUAAACCAAAUAAAGUUCAGGGAAUUCAGGGAAAGGCUUGCGAAGACGCCAAGGAUCAGAGACGGCCAAAGCGUCCCAGGACAAUUCUUACAACACAGCAAAGGAGAGCAUUUAAAGCGUCAUUUGAAGUUUCUUCCAAACCAUGCAGAAAGGUCAGAGAGACGCUCGCAGCAGAAACGGGGCUCAGUGUCAGAGUAGUUCAAGUAUGGUUCCAAAAUCAAAGAGCCAAGAUGAAAAAGUUGGCUCGAAGACAACAGCAGCAACAAGAACAACAGAACGGUCAGCGGCUAGGACAAGAAGUUAUGUCAAGUAGAAUGGAUGGGAUGAUAAAUUCGUAUGCACCAGUUGCACCUCCACAGCAACAACUUGUGUCCAUGGACCAAAAUGGUUACAACUCUGAUCCAUUUCAACAAGGACUCACUCCACCUCAAAUGCCAGGGGACCACAUGAAUCCAUAUGGAAAUGACUCCCUCUUCCAAGAUAUCGACAGCGACACCUCCCUCACCAGCUUGAGCGACUGUUUUCUUGCCUCAUCAGAAGUUAACCCCAUGCAAGCUAGAGUGGGGAACCCUAUCGACAGGCUCUACUCCAUGCAGAACUCAUAUUUUGCUUCGUGAAAGCAGCAGGACUUGAGAAGAAAUCUGAUGUAGUACAGUGACUUUAAAUCGGAGGCAGUGAUGCAGGGAAGAAUGGAAAAACGAAAGAAAGAAAACUGUACAGCCAUAUAUUACCUUAUUCUUGCCUCAUAAUGAACUUAUCCACUAUUUCCCAUGUGGCAGAGAAACUGACAGCAAGAAGAUAAUGAAAGUGACACACAAAAAGACAAAUUCAAUAGAAUUCAAAUCAGCACGACAAUGGAAGCAUGGGACAUAAAGACUGCAGCUGCAUUCCAUUGUUUCAAUGUUUUUAUACAAAUACUCCAGAACUUAUUGUUCUUAAGCAUAUACAUCAAAAUUUGGGGAUCUCAUCUCAGCCUCUUCCCUGCUAUUCUCUGUUUAUUACAUUUUUUUUGGUAACAACUGGAUCUCAAUGAGUUUAAAAAUAUUUUACAUGACCAAUUCUCCACGUGCUCAGUGUAAAAGAGGUUAGAAAAUGUCAUACUUCAUUUUCACCUUAGUCAGAUACCUAUGCAUAAAACAGCAAGUAGGCUAAUUUGUUCUGAGCUCCCUUGUGUUUUGCAUGAAUCAUCCCUCUUGCAGGGUAACAGCCAAGACUUUAUUAAGCUAUAAACUGUUAGUGCUUAAAUAUGGACUGCCAUUUCCUUUCACAGUAUUUGCUGCGUAUGGCUGAAACAAGGUUUCCCCAUUCAAGCAUAGUCUACAAUGUGGAACAGUGCGUGACUCACACUGUUGUCAGCACCAUCACGUGAGUGCCAAGAAAUGGAAAAAUUGUUUGCGAAGGUGGCUGUCGAUAAUUUGCCAAAAUUGAAAACCAGAAUUAGUUUUCACCUGCUAUUUCAAAAUAUUUUAGAGACUAAGAGGUGUUGCUUCAUGCAGUUUAGCAUGUCAGACCCGUUUUCACUAUUACAUUGCCUACAUUGCUACACAUCAUGUAGGUCCAAAUAUGAAGCCUAUAUGCAGCCAUGUCAUAUAUUAAAUUAAAGUCUUGGUAGUGGAGGUGAUUACAAUGCCAAGGUUUAGAUUUUCUGGUGGAGGUGACAAAGCGUCCCCCAACCCUGACAAAAUCAAAAUGUACAAUGAGUGAAGUUAUACUGUGGUAAAACUUACUUCUUGAUCACAAUAACUUACUGCAUCAACAAAAUUGCUGAAUAUUCAGCAUGAUGAAUAUGUUGAUAAAUGGGGAGAUAUUAUGCAAGAUCGAGACAAGUAAUUGACAAAUUGUAUAAAAGCAGAGACAUGAAGCCCCUCUCCCUCACUGCUCCAUAUCCAUCAUAGUCAGCAAAUAAUUGGCAUUAUAGAGGUAGUGUGAGAAAUCAGUCUACAUUUACUUCAGCAGUGUUACAGUUUUAUAUUACUGUGUAUCACAGUAUCUCUGUGAUAAAUGCUUAGAGAUUGCAAACCAAAGGUAAUUGUUGAAAGCUAACCUCAUCUUUUUAAUUCAAAAUAUACAAGCAAAAUUUGAUCUAUAACUCAACUGUGAGCCACUGUUCUCUAAUGUUAAUUCAACAACAUAAGCACCCCAGAAACAAAAACAUAUUCCACUGGUAGAGGUCGGAUCUAUGAGAGUAGAAAUACAAGUACUAUUACAAUCAUUUGUUUCAUAAUUCAUCCCAUGUAAUGGUAAUUUCUGUGCUUUGACCUGAGAGUUCCAGUAAAAGAUUAAGCCUGAAAGCAGCCUUUGACCUUUCUGAUUUUGUUUGCCUCAUUUUGGGACUGCCAUGGGACAGUAUGAUUGCUCAAGUGAGGAUAAUGUGCUUUAACUAAAGCAAUACUUUAAAGCGAAAAGUAAAUUGACAAACUCCUGUCAGGCACCCUUAGCAUUUGAUGUGUUCACUCAGACAGCAUGCCAUUGAUUAUACAAUUGGGACUUGGAAGGUUGUGGGUCAAGGCAACUGCAGUUUAUUAGUCUUCCCAUACAAUGAUUGCUCUCUAUAGGUACCUGGGGAGGAAAUCAGCCUCUUUACUGUAUGCAUGCAUCAAAUUAUAUAGUAAUUCCAUUGUCAUUCAAAGUGAAUUUUCUAUUGAGGAAAGCAGAAGGAACAGUUUACAGAAUGAUGAUUGAUUACGCCAAUAUGCUGAGAGUUCCGUUAGUGCUGCAGUGACUAUGUUCAUGUAAACUUAACUACUAAUAAUUUGGGUUGCCACCUCUUGUAAUUCUAUUGAAUAUGGUAAGCCGGUUUAAAAAGCAUAGAACAUAGAACAUAGAACAUAGAACAUUACAGCGCAGUACAGGCCCUUCGGCCCUCGAUGUUGCGCCAACCUGUGAAACCAAUCUGAAGCAUGUUUGUUUAAAGAAUAUGCCUUUAAAUCUGCAAUGUUUUACUUUGGAUUAUAUCCUUAAACCUGAAACCAUGUUUGAUAUGAAGCAGUUUAAAAAAUCUUCUUGUCGACCAGUUGUAAAGAAUAGUAGAGACAAAAGCAUAAAUUAUCAACACAUCAACUGCCAAAUGUUUUUUUUUCCUGUUAACUCCCUCGUUUGUGUAUAUUUGUAUUUUAAUGCCACACAACUUUUGGAGAUUAUAAAAUUGUCUACUAUUUACAGUUACAUGAGAUAGUGAAAAAUGACCUGGAAUACUGUAAGAGUCAAAACUAAUAUCAACAAAGUCCUGAGGUGCUUAAAUCCAUUCAAAGGAAGUGUGAAUGAAAAUGAUUACUAAGUUCACUGAAGAACAUUUUCUUUGCUCUUUGUUAAUUGGUGUAUAAAACUGGAUGGAGUAUUGAAUAUUACUGUCACCCACAUUCCCAUGGCUGAACUUUGAAGUGAAACCAUACCAGGAGGGUUAUCAUCCGAAAGGUUCUGCGUCUUUAAAAAAAAUCACAAAAAUGGGAAUAAUAUAAAUUCUGUAUAAAGUUAUGUACAGUGAAUUUUCUUACAUUUUGGUGUGCCCCGUAGCUUAGAACAAAAGACAAGCAAACCUCUGUCUCCUUUAUUGAAGGUUGUCCAUGAUUUCAGUAAGGCUGUAUGUAUUGUAAAUUUAUAUAUUCUGUAUUUAUGUUAGAUUGAGUGUAGAAUUUUUAUAGUUGUGUCUGCUAUACUUGUCACCAACUUGUAAACAAACCCAUGCUAUAAUAUGUAGCAUCUAUGACUUUUCUUUUGCAACAUUAUUUAGUGACAGCUCUGGUUUCUUGAUCCCUCCCUUCCCUUCCCCACCUCAGUCAGGCAUGAAACUUUGCAUUUGUGUGUAGAACAUAUUUUAUUAUUUAAAUUACUUGUUAUUUUUAAAUUAUUUAUUAGUGUUUCUCGAGUUCAUUUUGUGGCAUUGUUAAAUAAAAGGAGUUUUUGUACAACCUCUUGCUUUACAAUAACCACCUCACAUUGUUUUGGCAUAUGUAACACUGCAUUCUCCAGUAGUUUCUCUGUAUAUGUUAUUUCCUGGUAAUUUUAUAGUUGCUCUCACUUACCAAUUAGCGAA
Molecule: messenger RNA, 5002 nt
Organism: Rhincodon typus (whale shark)
Lineage: Eukaryota; Metazoa; Chordata; Chondrichthyes; Orectolobiformes; Rhincodontidae
Product: LIM/homeobox protein LMX-1.2
Exons: 11
Coding region: 453-1586 (377 amino acids)
Biological process (GO): regulation of transcription by RNA polymerase II; neuron differentiation
Cellular component (GO): nucleus
Molecular function (GO): DNA-binding transcription factor activity, RNA polymerase II-specific; RNA polymerase II transcription regulatory region sequence-specific DNA binding
Source: RefSeq, a predicted model, not a curated record